Oreochromis aureus is the source of this 2226-nucleotide messenger RNA. Its product is annotated as renin binding protein. NCBI's taxonomy places the organism in Eukaryota, Metazoa, Chordata, Actinopteri, Cichliformes, Cichlidae. Gene Ontology annotation, biological process: N-acetylmannosamine metabolic process; N-acetylglucosamine metabolic process; carbohydrate metabolic process. The record is from RefSeq and is a predicted model, not a curated record. The transcript is spliced from 11 exons. Bases 89 to 1348 code for a protein of 419 amino acids. Gene Ontology annotation, molecular function: N-acylglucosamine 2-epimerase activity; peptidase inhibitor activity.
UUCCCCUCAGGUUUGUACAGAAAUACAGGAGGCAAGAUGAGACAGUCAUUCUCCACCCGCCUCCCGUCACCGUCAACGUCGCCUCCCCAUGCGAGCCACCACCCUGCCCCACAGGGCGACAAAAGGCAAAAGAACAAUGUCAGUGGUGAUGCUUGAGAAGUGUCGAGAGAACAUUCAAAAACAGUUGGACAACGUAGUGGACUUCUGGCUCAAAUAUUCUCAUGACAGAGUACAUGGAGGCUUCUUCACGUGUAUUGGAAGGGAUGGGAAUAUCUAUGAUGAGCUGAAGUAUGUCUGGCUGCAGGGUAGACAGGUGUGGAUGUAUUGUCGCUUGUACCGAACCAUGGAUCGCUUCCACAAGCCUGAAAUCCUCGAAGCAGCAGUGGCCGGAGGAGCAUUCUUGAGAAAGUUUGCUCGUGUGUCCAAUAGCAGUGGUCAGUGGAAAUGUGCCUUCUGCCUGACGAGAGAUGGUAAAGCGCUCAAAGUUCAGAGAACCAUAUUCAGUGAGUGUUUCUACAUCAUGGCUAUGGAUGAACUGAGCAAGGUAACCGGUGACAAGGAUAUGCAGCUGGAAGCUGAGCAGAUGAUGGAACAGCUGAUUUACUGGGUUCAGGUAGACCCUUCAGGCCUGGGCCGGCCCCAACUUCCUGGGGAGGUUCCCAUCAACAGUUUGUCAGUUCCCAUGAUGCUCAUGUGCCUGGUGCAACAGAUAACCGAAGGCCGUGGGCAGGAAGUGUCUCAGAAGUACAAGGAGCUGGGAAUCUGGUGUGUACAGCAGAUCCUACAGCACAUCCAGAGAGCUGGCACAGCUAUCUUAGAGAACGUGUCAGUGGAUGGAUCUGAGCUGCCGGGUUGCCAGGGCCGACUGCAGAAUCCAGGCCAUGCCUUGGAAGCAGGCUGGUUCUUGAUGCUGUAUGGUGCACAGUGGGGGGACAAGGAAAUCCAGAGAACUGCCAUCAGAAACUUUGUGGAGCUCCCUUAUCAGUAUGGCUGGGAUAAAGAACACGGUGGCCUCUUCUACUUCCUGGAUGUGGAUGGUCACUGCCCCACACAGCUAGAGUGGAGCAUGAAGCUGUGGUGGCCACACUGUGAGGCUCUCAUCGCGUUCCUCAUGGCCUACAAUCACACCAGGAAGCCUGAGCUGCUGGAGAUAUUCUCAGAAGUUUACCAGUACACUUUUAGCCAUUUUCCCGAUGCUGAGAAUGGUGAGUGGUUUGGCUAUUUGACACAAGAAGGGAAAGUAGCACUGGAUUUUAAAGGCGGUCCCUUUAAAGGGUUCUUCCACGUGCCUCGUUGCCUGUACAUGUGUGAGCGCAUUCUGGAUGACCUGCUGGAAAACAAGGACUGAAGAUUCUGACAUGAAUGCUCUGAUAAAGGGAUUGAACUUGUGCAUUACUUCGAAUCACGAAUAAUCAAAUUAUAAAGCAAAAUUGUCUGAUUCUUUGUGCAUUCAUCCUGGUUUCAGUUAAAAUCUUACCUUUGUGCGGGUUUCUAACAUACCCAAUGCUAGGAGUGGAAUAAUCAAAGAAUUAAUCAAAUUAACCUUGAGAUAUACAUUUCCAAUCAAUCAAUCAAUAUUUCAUUGAAGAACUUCAGCUUUAAUUCAAUGUUCGAAAGUAAAUUCAUGGUUCAUUUGAACCACCCGCACAUGCCCAGGUGAUGUGUAAUGGUUCAAAUCAUUAGUGGUUCCUUCCCAUCAUUCUGGUACGAGUUCAUUUUGCUUUCUUCCGUCCAACAAUGUUUUUUAGUAGCUGUACAGCAGCUAUAACCAGUGAUGUCACAGUCACAGCAGUGCAGCAACAAUACAUCACAGGCUCAAGGGGCGUCAAUAACUUUGCGCUUAUUUGCAUCAGGAACAUUUCAGCUGAAAAAUUUUCAUGACUGAUUUUCAUGACUGAUCAUGAAGAUAAUUUUUCACCACAGUUGAAGUUUGCAAAAAUGUGGUUAAGAUUUGUAUUUAACUCCCCUGUGCAAAACCCACGCUUGGUAUUAACACUUCAUAAUUUACAGAAUUUCCCACUAAGCACUCCACAGAUGUACAACAGCUGGUAGUACAUCCAUCCAUCCAAUUUUCUUCCACUCAUCCAAAUGGUAAAUGAACUGAUUCUUAUAUAGCGCUUUUCUACUCUCCCGGAGUACUCAAAGCGCUCUAUACAACAUGCCUCAUUCAUUCACCCACUCAUACAAGCACUUCUAAACUCAAGUGCAACUAAUAAGCAUUCACAC